Magnolia sinica is the source of this 1180-nucleotide messenger RNA. RefSeq lists its product as uncharacterized. The transcript has 10 exons. Gene Ontology annotation, cellular component: intracellular membrane-bounded organelle. The record is from RefSeq and is a predicted model, not a curated record. Bases 102 to 965 code for a protein of 287 amino acids. Lineage: Eukaryota; Viridiplantae; Streptophyta; Magnoliopsida; Magnoliales; Magnoliaceae. Gene Ontology annotation, molecular function: ribose-5-phosphate isomerase activity. Gene Ontology annotation, biological process: D-ribose metabolic process; pentose-phosphate shunt, non-oxidative branch.
UCAGGUUUUCUCCUCUUUCUUCGUCGACCCAUUUCAAUCCUCUAAAUCUAGUUUUCUUCCAAUUUGGCAGUCGAAAACUCGUAUUUUCAGCAGAUUCUAUAAUGCAAGGAGCAAUUGCAUUCAAUUCCCUGUCAUACCCAAAAUCAAUUUCUGCUAAGAAAGGAAGAAAAUUCUAUGAUUUCAAGAGCAGGGGUUUAAGCUUAUCCAUUUCUGCAGUCUCCCAAAGUGUGACAACUCCUGAAGCACAGGAUGCUUUGAAGCGUGCUCUUGCGAAGAGGGCCGUGGGACUUGUAAAAUCUGGGAUGGUGAUUGGUCUGGGGACAGGAAGCACAGCAUCCCUUGCGAUUGAAGAACUUGGAAAAUUGAUCAAACAGGGAAAGUUAAAAGAUGUCGUUGGAGUGGGAGCAAACUACCAGUCACGGGUACUUGCUAGACAGUUUGGUGUAAAAACUGUUGAUUUGAAUGACAUUAAUCACAUUGACAUUGCCUUUGAUGGGGUAGAUGAAGUGGAUAUCAAUAAGAACUUAUUAAAGGGUGGGGGAGCUGCCCACACAAUGCAAAAGGUGGUGGACUCCAUGGCGAAAGAAUGUGUAAUAUUGGCAGACCAAUCAAAAGUUGUUGUCCAGCUUGGUAGCACAUUUCCUGUUCCGGUGGAAGUUCUUCCCCCUGCGAUUUCACCUGUUUUGAGGCGGCUUGUUACCCUUGGAGGAGUUCCCGAGAUAAGGUCCGCCUUGAGGAAAGAUGGUCCGGUGAUCACAGACCUAGGGAACAUGGUUGUCGACGUGAGCUUCCCGAAUGGCAUUCAGAACCCCGCUGAGCUCGAGAAAAGCAUCAAUAUGAUCCCGGGCGUAGUUGAAAACGGCAUUGUUUCCGGUAUCGCAACGUCUGUGCUGGUUGCCCUGCAAGAUGGAGAUGAUGUCACGGUGAUGGAUCUGUCGGAAUUUGUAAAGGUUGUCAUCAACUAGUCAGGCGUGACUCAUGAGGAUCUGUUGGAAUUUGUAGAAAUUGUCAACAGCUACAGACGUGACUUUUAGUUAGAUUUCUCAUUGUAGAUUGGGCUUGCUAGUUAGACAGAGGAGAUUUGUACUUAGUAGAUUGAGAUUUCUUAGAUAUGGAAUUUUGUCACUCUUGAGAUUGAGCAGAAUAAAAAGGCCCAGUAAUACAUGGCGCAGUGAGAGUA